UUCGCCUAUAAAAAGGACGAGGCCCUGCUCCUCUUCGACUAUCCGGGGAACCAGCUCAAUUUUGAAGACAUCUCCGUAGAAAAGGAAAGCAGAAGAAAAUGGCUGCAAACCACAGGCCAAAUCUUGGUUUCGAGAGAGACAGCAUCGCUGUGCAUCAUGGAGUCUUCGCUCUGCUCGUGGACACAUUAAAUAAACAGAUCCAAGUGAAAUACCAAUCCAUGCCCACUUCUCCAUACGAUACUAACAAGUGGGUCAUGUCAGCAUUUUUGGCGGCUCUAUUUGUAUACGCGACAGCAUCGGUGGCCGAGGCCAUACCGCGGAGCCAGGAAUCAGUUUACCAGAGGCUUGCCGGCAACAUCCGCCUCUUUGCCAGCGCCCUUGCUACAGUUUUCCUUCUGGUGCUUCUUAUCCCAGCUUGGGGGUAGUGUAUCAUUUCUGUUCCGUGGAUUUGUUUAUUUGUGUCAAGAAUUCUACCAAUUGCUAAGCCGAGCAUGUACUGACAUGCUGGAAAAGCUAUUUGAAGGUGAGAGGAGCCGUAAAGAGGACCCAAGCAAGUCAGCAGAAAGUGUGGCAUUGUAUUAAAUGAUUGCCUUCGAUUCACUUGCUUCCGCCCACCCAUUCUCUUCACAUGUAUUCUUAGAUUGUCAAGAUACGUUGUAUUUGUUGCUGUACAAGAGAAUUGAAUAGAGAAGAGGUCACUUUUUCUGUGACCGGUGUAUUCUUUUUGCA
Molecule: messenger RNA, 729 nt
Organism: Populus nigra (black poplar)
Lineage: Eukaryota; Viridiplantae; Streptophyta; Magnoliopsida; Malpighiales; Salicaceae
Exons: 2
Coding region: 99-425 (108 amino acids)
Source: RefSeq, a predicted model, not a curated record